Molecule: messenger RNA, 2367 nt
Organism: Fusarium oxysporum Fo47
Lineage: Eukaryota; Fungi; Ascomycota; Sordariomycetes; Hypocreales; Nectriaceae
Product: patatin-like phospholipase family protein
Exons: 4
Coding region: 1-2367 (788 amino acids)
Biological process (GO): arachidonate metabolic process
Cellular component (GO): membrane
Source: RefSeq, a predicted model, not a curated record
AUGGCCAGGUGUAACUGUAGCCAUUGGUUAUGGGUUUCUACCCAGGAAGUUCCAUCAGUCCAUCAUUCGGGGAGACUGCAACGGCUUACUUCUUCAUUUCAACCUGAAAUUCCAUGUCCGAGCCUCAAUGUCAUCUUUGGCAGCCAUCAGAAAAACCUUCUUAAGAAACGUCGGCAAUAUGCUGGUAGACUUCGCUUGGAUAUUGAUACAGGAGCGGAAAAUGAGGAGCCUGUGCUGAUCGCCAACGCUACUAUGCCUGUUCGUAACUCCCAAAGAAUGUUUGGGUGUUGCUCAUCAGUUUCAGAAAUCUCGCUGUCGCGAGAAAUGUCUGAUACCCAGUCUCAUGGGCUCCUGUUCUCCCGCCUAUUGUAUCCAUUUGUGGAUAUCUUUUGCUUCUAUUCAUAUGGACCUUCAGACCUGACCAAGGUUGCGCGCUGGAUCGCCACUUGGCCAUCUCAGAAUGGUCCCCUCUGGAAGCCAUCAUUGAUGGUUCUUCUCUGUGAGAAACACUUGCUGCGGCCAGAUGCUGCGGCUGUAGCAGAGCGCCUCUUUACCUCAACAAUCACGGCGCUGACUUCUAAUUCAUUGGACGUCUACUUCACUGACUCUUGGUUUCUUCCAACCGCUGAUUCAAGUUCUUCUGCACUGAUUCAGGCUCGCUUCCGCGAGCAUCUCGCUGUGGUUGGACAGCGACGCCGAGAAUCCGGACUGCUGUUGUCUGUCGAGCAUACGAACGCAUUGUUUGAAAGGGCUUUUGAGUCAGCAGGUACCCUGUACCACCAACCCAUCGAUCUCAUUCGCAGUGCUCGGCGCGAUAUUCCAGUUUCAACUGAGCUAGCAGACCAUCUUGUCCAAUUCAUGAGUCAUAUACCCUCGCCGAAAGAUCUCAUCUCCUUUGCUUCUCCCAUAAUUGCGUCUAGUUUGUUUUGUGACCAUUAUCUUCCUGAUAUGCAUUACUUGAUGGUACGUAUUCGGCCGCCUACAGCCGGCCACUCAAUAUUGUGUAUUGAUGGGGGUGGCGUUCGUGGAAUAAUACCUCCUGCCAUCCUAGGUCAGGUCCAACAACAGCUUGAUCUCCCUAUACCGAUACAAGAGUUCUUCACAAUGGCAUACGGUGUAAGCGCAGUACUCGCAAUGUUCGCCAAUGGAUGGUCGGUAGAACGAUGUGGAGUUGAAUUUCAGAAGCUGGCAAAAUUUGCUUUCCGUCCUCCAACAACAGCAGCCGUACCUGGCAUGAAUUGGAUCCGGGCCAUUCUUUCCGACUCAUUGUACUCCGAAACCGACAUUGAGAUUGCGCUGAAGAGCGUGUUUGGUGAAAAGGCCUUUACUGAAGCAGCGUAUGCGCAGAGAAUAGGAGCCAAAAUUGGCAUUCCGGCUGCCACUAUCAAAUACCCUUCUUCUCUUUGCCUUUUCACGAACUACAACAGCUCAAAGCAAGAGACACGAGGUUAUAGGGUUAUGACAGAGGCAGAAAAUAUCAAGACAUGGGAAGUAUACCAACGAGCAAAAUAUCUUGCCGGUCUCGGGACAUUUCAGGAUGCGGGGGUUUUAGCAAACAACCCCCUUAUGAUCGCGUUAGCGGAGUUUGCGGCGUGGAAUGGCAACGCGCAGCCAGACCUCGUCUUGAAUGUAGGGACCGGAACGUCACCAAAUGCUCCCUUAAGAGACGAAGAGUCAAGGUUUAUCACUGACAGCUGGAUUCUGCGACUCAAACGCGCGUACAUGUCUAUAAUGCAAGGACAAAGGAUUUGGGACGAUGCCACAAGUGCCAAUCUCAACGCCGGUAGGAAUUGUGGCAGGUACAGGCUGGACCUCACUAUCACAAAUCCUCCCGCUAUUGACGACACUACAUCAAUGCCUGUACUCGUAUCCAUGGUGUACCGGGACGAUAUACUACUCGGAGCUGUGCCAGAAAUCGCCUACCACCUAUUCGCGACUCUAUUCUACUUUGAACUAACCGCUUUGCCUCAAAAGACCGGGUCGAACCUUUAUGUCAAGGGUAGUAUACUCUGCACUCGAAAAGGUAGAGACGCAGCGUUACCAAAGAUAGCCAAGAAGCUACGCCGGUCAAAAGUAUAUAUCAACGGAAAGUCUUGUCGAUCGAUAAUAGAAACAGACGAGCAUGGCAAUAUUCAGCAGCACCUUGAAUUUAUGACAGGUCAAUCCCUGCUGAUCGAACUGAAGGAAGAGGGUAGCUUACGCGCCUUUCCAAUUAGUGGGUCACCAUAUGAUAUCACGAAUCUCAUUGAGAGAGGAUCUACAACUGCUGUUUUUGGGAUGCGAACCCACAAGAAGAGAGUGCGGGAAUUGACUUGCAGUCGACCUUCUAAGCGAAGGAGACUUUGUAUAGCAUGUUUGUCUUCUUAG